Anopheles stephensi (Asian malaria mosquito) is the source of this 2541-nucleotide messenger RNA. RefSeq names its product protein giant (gene gt). Gene Ontology annotation, cellular component: nucleus. Gene Ontology annotation, biological process: regulation of transcription by RNA polymerase II. The record is from RefSeq and is a predicted model, not a curated record. The transcript has 2 exons. Gene Ontology annotation, molecular function: RNA polymerase II cis-regulatory region sequence-specific DNA binding; DNA-binding transcription factor activity, RNA polymerase II-specific. Bases 747 to 2255 code for a protein of 502 amino acids. Lineage: Eukaryota; Metazoa; Arthropoda; Insecta; Diptera; Culicidae.
GCGUUGCUUUGCCCGUGUUGGUGCACAAAACCGAUGGAUCCAUUUUCCAGAGCCUGCUAUUGUAAACAAAGCGCGUGGUGCCUGCCGCUUGUUUGAAUAGCCGGGGGGGAAAAAAAGGCCGAACAAGAAGGAUGCAGCAAAGAAGGAAGAAUGAAGGGAAAAAAGAGAACGGUGGUGGAAGCUGUAGACAGUACGGGAGUUGCUGUGAACCGUUUGCCGACAGGAUUGGUUGAACGAGGUGCGUAAAAGGAUGGUGCGAAGUGCGUGAUGCGGGAGGACGAUUCUACGAGCGAGGGUAGCAUUUUGGGUGAAAAUUAGACUGUCUCUUUCUAGAAAGGGUUCUCACAUUUGGAAGUGAAAUUUGGCAAACAAAUAGCAAGAAGCAGAAGCAGCAGCAUAAAACCCAUUGCAGGCAACAGAUUUAAAUACGAAAGAGGUGAGUAGAGGAUGGCGAGGGAGAAGGGAUGGUAAAGGGACGGGAAUUGUCACGGACCUGGCGUAGGUGGCGGUGGGCCUCGGGGUAUAAAAGCAAACCGGUGGUCAAGUUCGGAGGUCAGUUCUAUUCAGAUAACGGGCAGCGAAAGAGGUGAUUCGUUCGCUUGGUGUUGGAACAUCCAGACAUUCGGUUUGGAAAAUUGGAAAACGUGCCGAUCGCAGCUGGAGAAAGUUGUGAUACAUUCGUUGGUGGUUUGUGUGUACAUUAAGCGCGUGAGAUUGUGAACAUUGGUCAUAUUUUGUUCGCAAAAAUGAUGGCUCAAUUUAUGAUGGAUUUAAAAACAGAACCCCGUCUCAGCCCUUCCCUCUACUCACCCGCCUCACCGAAAAUGGCCGACCCCAACUGUCGUCCCCAAUCGACCGACUCCGGCGUGCUGGAUCUGUCCAAGCGACGCGAUUCCCUGGACGCCCGGAAAACUCCUUCACCUGCCUAUCACUGCUACAGUGAGGUGGGUGGUACGCCACCCCCCAGCAACCACAGUUCCCCCCAGCAGUGUGACCUCACCGUCUCCGGCAACGCGGAAAACACCAUUCUCCUUAACUACGGUGAAAUCGUGCGGGCUCGUCGCUUAUCACCGACCAAAUCACUGCUUCACUUCGAAGAGCUGGCACAUCACGCCCAAUCCCAACUGGCCCCGGCAGUGCAAGCCUUCCACCGGCACGGUAUGGGACUUCCCAAGCCCGAAACGGACAUCCUGCAGCAGCAUCUUCUGCAGCAAGCGCACCGAGUGGCCCCAAUCCCUUCCUACCUGCUACCUCCGUCGGCACUUCAGCUUCAUCCUCACCAUCAGCAGCACCAGCAACAACCGCAGCAACAAACCUCACCGGCAGCCUUCUCCCCUAGCCCCAUUCGUCUCCGCGAGCUCGAUGCACUGUCCGAAUCAGGCUCCGAAGGUACUUCCCUUGUCAGUUCCAGUCAGCGCAAGUGUAAAGAAGAUGGCGCAAACACACCGAAAGACGGAGGCAAACAGUACCCGCUGGUGGUCGGACGGGACGGUAAACUCUCCCGACCGUUCAAAGCCUAUCCGCGCGAUCCACUCAGCCUGGCGGCCGGCUUUGUCGCCAGCGACACCAUCCUCGACACAAACUCGGCCGAAAAGUACAACCUGUUCCGGAAGCGUAUGCUGGAACAGAUACACGCCGCCAACGGUGGCCAGCCGACCGUUUCCAACCCGAAAAUGCGCCGUCUAGCGAACUCCACCAAAUCGGGCCACUCCUCCUCGAACGCGCCGUCCGCCGCCAUGAGUGACGCAUCGUCAUCCGAGUCCUGUGACGAAAAGCCGUCCUCGAACGAACGCCACGUGCUCAGCAUGGCGGCUGCGAAAGCGCAACAGAACCUCGAUGAAAUGGCGCAAUAUGCAGCAACCAAUCAGCGGCAGCCGGUGACGCCAUCGCGCAAGGAUACGCUGGAAAUGGCGUGUGACGUCAUUGGUUCGUCGGACGCUUCGUCGAGGGCGGAGUUAAACGCAACCGUUGCCACGGCAGGCUCAGGAGCGGAAGAAGCAGCAGCAUCUGCAGCCCAAAACCACGCUAGCAACAGCAGCGGUACGUCCGUGAAAGAUUCGGCCUACUACGAACGGCGCAAGAAAAAUAAUGCCGCAGCGAAGAAGUCGCGCGAUCGUCGCCGCAUCAAGGAGGACGAAAUUGCGAUCCGGGCAGCGUUUCUCGAGCGGGAAAACAUCGAGCUAAAGUUUGAGCUGGCGGCCGCCCGGAAGCAGCUCGCCCUGUACGGCGUGACGAGCUCGGUGGCAGCUUCGUAGGCGGCUUCCUUUUCGGGUUUGCUUGUGUAAAUAGUUGCGCCGGGAGGGUUUCGCUAUUAUAACUACAUGUACAGUGAAGUGCUGACUGCGCGAUCGAGAUCCGAGAUCGCUUGAUGCGAUCGUUCGAUUGUGUGCGAAGUACGUUAGGCGUAAGUUGGAGGGAAUUUGGAGCGAAUCUGCACGAUUCGGAUGACUGAUACCUGUAAGCAGUAUUCAUUAGUUAAGGCAUCUAGGACAUGUAAGGCAGAAUUGAUAAAUAGAGAAAAAUUGUGUAAAAUUGUAUAAA